Messenger RNA from Spirodela intermedia, 893 nucleotides. Lineage: Eukaryota; Viridiplantae; Streptophyta; Magnoliopsida; Alismatales; Araceae. The record is from the annotation of a GenBank genome assembly.
AUGGAGGACGAGGCUCUGGGGGGCGGCGCCCUCAUGGACGAGCUUCUCCGGGACUUCUCCGGCGACAGCCCACCGCCGCCGCCGCCGCCGGCGGAGGCCCCCCCCCGGCGGCGGAGCCAUGGGAGCCCCUCCUCCGCCGCCGGGACCGGCACCACCAUAGUGCACCCCUCCCUCCUCGAUGGUCCGGUAUCGGGGUCGGCUCUCCAGACCUUCCCCGUUAAGUACCGAUACCGCCUCCGAGGAGGAUUAAAACCAUCUUCAUCCUCUUCUUCUUGUUCUUGUUCUUGUUCUUCUACUUCUAUUUUGAUGGCGAGAACCCGUUUCUGGGUCCUUGCUUAUCUUCUCUUCUUCCGCCGCCGCAGGCAUUCGUGGAGGAAGACCUGGAGUGGCUAUCGAACAAGGACGCCUUCCCCAGCCUAGACACCUUCCUCUCCGUCCCCCACAGGCCCUCGCCGCCGGCCCCGGCCGGCGCCAAGCGGCCCAGCCCCGUCUCCGUACUCGACGGGGCGCCGCCGCCACCGCCACCGUCGGCGCUGGCUCUGCAAUGGGCCGCGGGGCGGGAGAGGAGCAGGGGCCACCAGCGCCGGCGGCGUGACCUGCGCGCCCUCCGCGGCAAGUCCCCCGAGCAGGCGGCGCACGCGUCGCGCGAGAAGAGGCGGUGCUGGCACUGCGCGACGGAGGAGACGCCGCAGUGGCGGGCGGGGCCCGAGGGGCCAAAAACCCUGUGCAACGCCUGCGGUGUGCGCUACAAGUCCGGCCGCCUCGUGCCGGAGUACCGCCCGGCCAGCAGCCCCACCUUCUCCAGCGAACUCCAUUCCAACUCCCACCGCAGGAUCAUGGAGAUGCGACGGAGGAACCUCGAGGAGCUGGGGACGGCGGCCAAGCAGGGCUAG